UUCUCUUUCCCGUCUUUUCUGUAUCUUCGAUCUCUAUCUCCGCCAUGGAUGAAGAGUAUGAUGUUAUAGUGCUCGGAACCGGACUCAAAGAAUGCAUCCUGAGUGGCCUCCUCUCUGUCGAUGGACUCAAAGUGCUGCAUAUGGAUAGAAAUGACUAUUAUGGUGGAGAAUCCACAUCGCUUAAUCUUAAACAGCUUUGGCAGCGAUUCAGGGGCAAUGACAAUCCUCCAGAGCAUUUAGGCUCAAGCAAAGACUACAAUGUUGAUAUGAUCCCAAAGUUCAUGAUGGCCAAUGGAACUUUGGUUCGUGUUCUCAUCCAUACUAGUGUUACAAAAUAUCUGAAUUUCAAGGCAGUGGAUGGCAGUUAUGUUUACAAUAAAAAGAAGAUUCAUAAAGUACCAGCAAAUGAUGUGGAGGCUUUGAAAUCUCCCCUUAUGGGAUUGUUUGAGAAGCGGCGCGCUCGAAAGUUUUUCAUUUAUGUCCAAGACUUUGAUGAAAAUGAUCCGAAAUCUAAAGAAGGACUGGACCUUAACACAGUUACAGCAAAAGAACUCAUUUCGAAAUACGGGCUAGAUGACAACACAAUUGACUUCAUUGGCCAUGCUUUGGCGCUCUAUUUGGAUGAUGCUUACCUGAACCAGCCUGCAAUAGACUUUGUGAAAAGAAUGAAGCUAUACGCAGAGUCUUUAGCACGAUUUCAGGGUGGAUCCCCUUAUAUAUAUCCACUUUAUGGUCUGGGAGAGCUUCCUCAGGGAUUUGCCCGUUUGAGCGCUGUUUAUGGUGGUACCUACAUGCUCAACAAACCAGAAUGCAAGGUUGAGUUUGAUGAAAGUGGAAAGGUUGUGGGCGUGACCUCAGAAGGAGAGACAGCUAAAUGCAAGAAAGUUGUUUGUGAUCCUUCAUACUUACCCGACAAGGUGAAGAAGGUCGGGAAAGUGGCCCGUGCUAUAUGUAUUAUGAGCCAUCCGAUCCCAAAUACUAAUGACUCUUCGUCAGUCCAGGUUAUUCUGCCUCAGAAACAGCUUGACCGUAAAUCCGAUAUGUACCUUUUCUGCUGCUCCUACUCUCACAAUGUCGCUCCAAAAGGAAAAUACAUCGCUUUUGUUACCACAGAAGCAGAGACUGACAAUCCUGAAGUGGAAUUGAAGCCGGGCAUAGAUCUUCUUGGACCCACAGAUGAAAUAUUUUUUGACACUUACGAUAGAUAUGAACCAGACAAUCAAAGCGCUGAUGACAACUGCUUCAUAUCCACGAGCUAUGACGCAACGACCCAUUUCGAAACCACGGUGAGAGAUGUGAUUGCCAUGUACAGCAAGAUAACUGGAAAGGAGUUGGACCUGUCUGUUGAUCUGAGUGCUGCGAGUGCUGCCGAAGAAUAAAUUUGGGCAUCUUAGCGGUAAAAUU
Neltuma alba is the source of this 1404-nucleotide messenger RNA. RefSeq names its product guanosine nucleotide diphosphate dissociation inhibitor At5g09550. Gene Ontology annotation, biological process: protein transport; vesicle-mediated transport; small GTPase-mediated signal transduction. The transcript has 13 exons. The coding region runs from base 45 to 1379 and encodes 444 amino acids. The record is from RefSeq and is a predicted model, not a curated record. Gene Ontology annotation, cellular component: cytoplasm. NCBI's taxonomy places the organism in Eukaryota, Viridiplantae, Streptophyta, Magnoliopsida, Fabales, Fabaceae. Gene Ontology annotation, molecular function: Rab GDP-dissociation inhibitor activity.